AUGGGUAGUGGAUUUAUUUUUAGACGGCUAGCUAUCUCAGUCUUUUCUUAUCUAUCUAUCUCUAUCUAUUCAUAUCCAUCUCAGUAUAUACAUAUCUGUCUAUCUAUCUGUCUAUCUACCUAUCUCAGUGUAUUCAUAUCUAUCUAUCUAUCUAUUUCAUUCUUUUCAUAUCUAUCUAUUUAUCUAUCUAUCUGUAUGUCUUAUCUAUCUAUCUAUCUAUCUAUCUAUCUAUCUAUCUCAAUCUAUUCAUAUCCAUCUCAAUAUAUUCAUAUCUGUCUAUCUGUCUAUCUCAGUGUAUUCAUAUCUAUCUAUCUAUCUAUUCCCUUCUUUUUAUAUCUAUCUAUCUAUCUAUCUAUCUAUCUCAAUCUAUUCAUAACCAUCUCAGUAUAUUCAUAUCUGCCUAUCUGUUUAUCUGUCUAUCUCAGUGUAUUCAUAUCUAUCUAUCUAUCUAUUCCCUUCUUUUUAUAUCUAUCUAUCUAUCUAUCUAUCUAUCUCAAUCUAUUCAUAACCAUCUCAGUAUAUUCAUAUCUGCCUAUCUGUUUAUCUACCUAUAUCAGUGUAUUCAUAUCUAUCUAUCUAUUCCAUUCUUUUCAUAUCUAUCUAUUUAUCUAUCUAUCUGUAUGUCUUAUCUAUCUAUCUAUCUCAAUCUAUUCAUAUCCAUCUCAGUAUAUUCAUAUCUGGCUAUCUAUCUGUCUAUCUACCUAUCCCAGUGUAUUCAUAUCUAUCUAUCUAUCUAUCUAUCUAUCUAUCUAUCUAUCUAUCUAUCUAUUCUUUUCUUAUCUAUCUAUCUAUCUAUCUCAAUCUAUUCAUAUCCAUCUCAGUAUAUACAUAUCUGUCUAUCUAUCUGUCUAUCUACCUAUCUCAGUGUAUUCAUAUCUAUCUAUCUAUCUAUCUAUCUAUUCCAUUCUUUUCAUAUCUAUCUAUCUAUCUAUCUAUCUAUCUAUCUCAAUCUAUUCAUAUCCAUCUCAGUAUAUUCAUAUCUGUCUAUCUGUCUAUCUCAGUGUAUUCAUAUCUAUCUAUCUAUCUAUUCCCUUCUUUUCAUAUCUAUCUAUCUAUCUAUCUAUCUAUCUAUCUCAAUCUAUUCAUAACCAUCUCAGUAUAUUCAUAUCUGCCUAUCUGUUUAUCUGUCUAUCUCAGUGUAUUCAUAUCUAUCUAUCUAUCUAUUCCCUUCUUUUUAUAUCUAUCUAUCUAUCUAUCUAUCUAUCUCAAUCUAUUCAUAUCCAUCUCAUGUAUUCAUAUCUAUCUAUCUAUUCCAUUCUUUUCAUAUCUAUCUAUUUAUCUAUCUAUCUGUAUGUCUUAUCUAUCUAUCUAUCUCAAUCUAUUCAUAUCCAUCUCAGUACAUUCAUAUCUGUCUAUCGAUCUGUCUAUCUACCUAUCUCAGCGUAUUCAUAUCUAUCUAUCUAUCUAUCUAUCUAUUCCAUUCUUUUCAUAUCUAUCUAUCUAUCUAUCUAUCUAUCUAUCUAUCUCAAUCUAUUCAUAACCAUCUUAGUAUGUUCAUAUCUGUCUAUCUACCUAUCUCAGUGUAUUCAUAUCUAUCUAUCUAUUCCAUUCUUUUCAUAUCUAUCUAUCUAUCUGCAUGUUAUCGAUCUAUCUAUCAAUCUAUUCAUAUCCAUCUCAGUAUAUUCAUAUCUGUCUAUCUACCUGUCUAUCUACCUAUCCCAGUGUAUUCAUAUCUAUCUAUCUAUCUAUUCCAUUCUUUUCAUAUCUAUCUAUCUCAAUCUAUUCAUCUCUGUAUAUUCAUAUCUGUCUAUCUAUCUACCUAUCUAG
Molecule: messenger RNA, 1767 nt
Organism: Acanthosepion pharaonis
Lineage: Eukaryota; Metazoa; Mollusca; Cephalopoda; Sepiida; Sepiidae
Source: the annotation of a GenBank genome assembly